CGCUCUUGUUUGAUUUGACAACGCUAAACGUCAGCUACGUAACUGCCCUGCAGUAGCUAAUUCGGUAUUCAUAAGGUCAGGGAUUUAUUGUCACCUGGACAGCUAGAUUAUCUAAUACCAACCAGUAACAAUAGCGUAUAUAGCUAACAAGCAACUGUUUAUUUUUGUCCACUUAUUAUUGGCGAGUGAACAGUCAUUGAAGAAACAUUUGCUAUCUUACUUAGCUAAGCUAGCGUUAGCUUGCUAAUAAUUAGCUUCGAUACUUGUCAUUCUGGUUUUAACGGGAGCAAAAUGAGAUGCUCAACGUUAUUUUCUCCUUUCACACAGAGUCUAAAUAGGGAGUAUGUGCUUUGUUGACAUGUUGCUUGUUAGUAGUCAACUUGUUUCUGCCUGGUUAGCGUUAGCCUAGACGCUAGCCAGUGAUGUAGUGAGAGGCAGACAUUGGCCUCAAGUCAGCUUAGAAAACAUUAGUGAUCCUCAUAGCCAGCUAACAUUAGUUAGCUCUACUUGUGUACACUAUAGUCACGUUGACAGUUCCUAAGAGAGUGAUACUGGAUCUGCCUGGUUACCUGUCGACUUGACAGUUGUGUAUUUUUGAUUCGAUAAUUCCAUCAAACUACAGAAGUGAAUGGUAGUGUCUAGAAAGGGUAUGUCCCUUCAGGAGAGAGGUGCCAAUGUCCAACCGGCCUAAUUCCAAUCCAGGGGGGUCACUGCGCCGUUCACAGAGGAACACUGCUGCGGCCCAGCCACAAGACCACACAGUCGCGGGAAGGUUGCAGUCAGAGCAGGUAAAACAUAAAGCAAAUUCCCCACCUGAAAGUAGAAGACCUAAUUCUAAGGCUUCCAAAGCCACAGCCAGCACAGCCACUGGCCAGUCCAGAGGGCACAGCUCAAGAAGAAGCGGUCUUACUCUGUCCGUGGCUUCAUUUGUGUUGCAAGACGACCCAGAGGCUGCAGGGACAUCUGAACAAGAGCGACCAGGCCACCAGUCAAAGAGUGAAGGUACCCGAGGGCUAAAGCGAAGUGAAGCUCCAGACCAAAUUAGUACCUUCGGACCGACCCCUGCCAAGAAGCCCAAAUCACUCCCCCCACCGCGAGACAAUACCUCAGAGACCAAGAAAGGCCCAGCUAAGUCCAAGAAGAGAUCACUUGCUUCAGAACCACCUGCAUCGUCAGGUCGAGGUCAGAGCAAGAAGAGCGGGCCCUCUGGGGCCUCACCAAUCCAGAAACGGAAGAAAGCUGACUCUCUCCCCGGUCUAAGUAGCACCGCUGGGUCCCUCCCCAAUCGUACCGAGGGCAGAACUGCAAAACCCACCAAGCUGGCGUCUAAAUCGGCCGCCUCAGCCAAAGCUGGGUGUAGCAACGUGACAGACUCCUCCUCCUCUGCCUCCACCUCUUCCUCUUCCUCCACAACAGGCACCAACAGCGCCACCACGCAGGGUGCCCGAGUCAAACAGGGAAAAGAUCAGACCAAGGCACGUCGCUCUCGCUCAGCCUCAAGCCCCUCCCCACGCCGUAGUACCCGUGACAAGGAACAGGCCAAAUCUGCCAGCUCUUCAAAAUUUGAGUGGGCAACACGCUUCAGCCCCAAGGUCAACCUGCCAAAACCCAAACUGUCUUUGCCCGGAUCCUCCAAAACUGAGACCUCCAAACCUGGGCCAUCAGGAUUACAAGCUAAACUAGCAAGUUUGAGGAAAUCCACUAAGAAGCGCAGCGAGUCUCCUCCAGCAGAGCUCCCCAGCUAUCGGCGGAGCACACGCCAGAAGACCACGGGCUCCUGUGCCAGCACCAGUCGGCGGGGCUCAGGCCUAGGCAAGCGCGGGGCAGCCGACGCUCGCCGACAGGAGAAAAUGGCUGACUCCGACAACAACCAGGAUGGGGCCAACUCAUCAGCCGCUCGCACCGAUGAGGCAUCACAAGGGGCUUCAGCUUCAAGCUCAGUUGCUGGAGCAGUUGGCAUGACCACCUCUGGAGAGAGUGAGUCUGAUGACUCUGAAAUGGGAAGGCUUCAAGCCCUACUGGAGGCCAGGGGUCUCCCCCCACAUCUUUUCGGGCCGCUGGGACCCCGCAUGUCGCAGCUGUUUCACAGGACCAUAGGCAGUGGAGCCAGCUCCAAGGCUCAGCAGCUACUGCAGGGUCUACAGGCCACAGGCGACGAGUCUCAGCAGCUCCAAGCUGCUAUUGAGAUGUGCCAGCUGCUGGUGAUGGGCAAUGAGGAGACACUUGGUGGAUUCCCUGUCAAGAGUGUGGUGCCUGCUUUGAUUACACUGUUACAAAUGGAGCAUAACUUUGAUAUUAUGAAUCAUGCCUCUCGUGCACUCACAUAUAUGAUGGAGGCACUGCCUCGAUCUUCUGCCGUGGUGGUCGAUGCUAUUCCUGUCUUCCUGGAGAAGCUUCAGGUGAUCCAGUUCAUUGACGUAGCAGAGCAGGCCCUGACGGCCUUGGAGAUGUUGUCAAGGCGACACAGCAAAGCCAUUUUACAGGCUGGUGGGCUUGCUGACUGCCUCCUCUACUUAGAGUUCUUUAGCAUCAAUGCUCAGAGGAAUGCCUUGGCCAUUGCAGCCAACUGCUGCCAGAGCAUUACUCCAGAUGAGUUCCACUUUGUUGCUGAUUCUCUGCCACUGUUGACUCAGAGACUAACACACCAGGAUAAAAAAUCCGUCGAAAGCACUUGUCUCUGUUUUGCCAGACUGGUGGACAACUUUCAACAUGAAGAGAACCUGCUGCAGGAGGUCGCAUCGCGGGACCUGUUGACGAACAUUCAGCAGCUGCUCGUGGUGACCCCUCCUGUACUCAGCUCGGGGAUGUUCAUCAUGGUUGUGCGUAUGUUUUCCCUUAUGUGCUCAAACUGCCCCUGCCUGGCAGUCCAGCUUAUGAAACAGAACAUAGCAGAAACUCUACGUUUCCUCUUGUGUGGUGCAUCAAAUGGCAGCUGCCAGGAACAGAUUGAACUGGUACCCCGGAGCCCCCAGGAGCUCUAUGAACUGACCUCUCUCAUAUGUGAGCUUAUGCCCUGCCUGCCUAGAGAGGGCAUCUUUGCCGUUGAUGUAAUGCUGAAGAAGGGUAGUGCCCAGACAACUGAGGGCGCGAUCUGGCAGUGGAGGGAUGACCGGGGACUAUGGCAUCCUUACAACCGCAUUGACAGCCGCAUCAUUGAGACGGCCCACCAGAAUGGAGAGGAUGAGAUCAGCUUGUCCACUCUGGGCCGUGUGUACACAAUUGACUUCAACUCUAUGCAGCAGAUAAAUGAAGACACAGGAACAGCACGCGGUAUCCAGAGGAAACCAAAUCCUCUUGCCAACCCUAAUACAGGGAGUCACCAGGAGGUUCGUCGUGAAGAUGCACGAGCCCAGUUGAUGAAGGAGGACCCUGAACUGGCAAAGUGCUUUAUCAAAACUCUGUUUGGGGUGUUAUAUGAGGUGUACAGCUCAUCGGCUGGCCCUGCUGUCAGACACAAGUGCCUUAGAGCCAUCCUCAGGAUCAUCUACUUUGCUGAUGCAGAGCUGCUGAAGGAUGUGCUCAGGAACCAUGCUGUGUCCAGUCACAUUGCCUCCAUGCUGUCCAGCCAGGACCUGAAGAUUGUAGUAGGUUCUCUGCAGAUGGCUGAGAUCCUCAUGCAGAAGCUGCCUGAUGUCUUCAGUGUCUAUUUCAGAAGAGAAGGUGUAAUGCACCAGGUGAAGAACCUGGCAGAGUCUGAGAGCUUUCUAGUCACCAGUCCCCCUAAGGCUUGCCCUAGUGGUACUGCAAGUCUGUGCACUACCACCAUCAGCACUGCAUCCACCACAUCUGCUAAUAAUGCUACUCCAGACCUGGGCUCGCCCAGCUUCCAGCACAGCAUGGACGACUCACUGGACCUCAGCCCACAGGGGCGACUAAGCGAUGUCCUAAAGAGGAAACGACUACCUAAAAGAGGGCCUAGAAGGCCCAAAUACUCUCCCCCAAGAGAUGAUGAUAAAGUAGACAAUCAGGCCAAAAGCCCUACCAGUACUCAGUCACCCAAAUCAUCCUUCUUGGCCAGUCUCAAUCCCAAGACCUGGGGCAAGCUAGGUGCCCAGACCAACAAUGCCAACUCAGAGCCCUCACGCACAGCGGGGGUGAGUGGCCUGGCAAGGGCACCUCCCAAGGACUCAAUUUCAAAUAACAGAGACAAAAUAAAGGCCUGGAUCAAAGAACAAGCUAGUAAGUUUGUGGAGUGUUACUUUAACUCUGAAAAUGUGGAUGGCAGCAACCCUGCACUGAAUGUACUCCAAAGACUUUGCACAGCCACUGAGCAGCUCAACCUGCAGGUGGAUGGUGGUAUGGAGUGCCUGCUGGAGAUCUCCAGUAUUGUAUCAGAAUCUGAUGUGUCGUCUUUUGAGAUCCAGCACAGUGGGCUGGUGAAGCAGCUCUUGGUCUACCUGACAUCCAACAGCGACAGGGACUUGCUGAGUCGUGAUGUACGGCUCAAGAGGUUCCUCCAUGUCUUCGCUGGCUGUCCGGUUCCAGGAAUGGAGCCUGUAGGUCGUCUAGACCCAACAGAGAAUGGGCCUUACCUGGCACUGGUGCACAAGAUGAACAGCUGUCUGAGCCAAAUGGAGCAGUUCCCUGUCAAAGUGCACGACUUCCCCAGUGGCAACGGCAAUGGCAGCAGGGGCUCUCAGGCACUAAAGUUCUUCAACACACAUCAGCUCAAGUGUCAGCUGCAGAGACACCCAGAUUGCACUAAUGUUAAACAGUGGAAAGGUGGCCCUGUGAAGAUAGACCCCCUGGCCCUGGUGCAAGCCAUUGAGCGAUACCUUGUCGUCAGAGGGUACGGCCGAAUCAGAGAAGAGGACGAAGACAGUGAUGAUGAUGGUUCAGAUGAUGAAAUAGAUGAAUCACUGGCAGCGCAGUUCCUGAAUUCUGGCAGUGUGCGUCACAGAUUACAGUUCUACAUUGGUGACCACCUGCUACCAUACAACAUGACAGUAUACCAAGCUGUACGACAGUACAGUCUUCAAGCAGAAGAAGAAAGGGAGUCGACGGACGAUGAGGCAAACCCACUUGGGCGAGCUGGCAUCUGGACCAAAACGCACACAAUAUGGUAUAAGCCUGUGAGGGAGGACGAGGAUGGCAGCAAAGAUGCUGUGGGUGGAAAGAGGGGCAGAGCCCAGACUGCUCCCACCAAAACAUCACCUCGUAACGCCAAGAAGCAGGAUGAGCUGUGGCAUGAUGGUGUGUGUCCCAGCGUCAUCAAUCCCUUAGAGACAUACCUCACUUCGGAGCCACCAGAGACCAUAACCUUUGAUGACCCAUCUUUAGAGGUCAACCUGCUGCUGAGGGUCCUGCACUCCAUCAGUAGAUACUGGUUCUACUUGUAUGAUAAUGCUGUGUGUAAGGAAAUCAUCCCUACCAGUGAGUUCAUUAACAGUAAACUGACAGCCAAAGCCAACCGUCAGCUACAAGACCCCCUGGUCAUUAUGACGGGGAACAUCCCUACUUGGCUCAUUGAGCUUGGAAAGACCUGUCCUUUCUUCUUCCCCUUUGACACCCGGCAGAUGUUAUUCUAUGUAACUGCCUUUGAUCGCGACAGAGCCAUGCAGCGCCUACUGGACACAAACCCUGAAAUCAACCAAUCAGAUUCUCAGGACAGCAGAGUUGCACCACGUCUUGACAGGAAAAAGAGGACGAUAAACCGUGAUGAGCUGCUCAAACAGGCAGAGUCUGUAAUGCAGGACCUUGGCAGCUCCAGGGCAAUGUUGGAGAUUCAGUAUGAGAACGAGGUUGGCACAGGUCUUGGCCCGACUCUGGAGUUCUAUGCUUUGGUGUCUCAAGAGCUCCAGCGGGCCGACCUUGGCUUGUGGAGGGGUGAAGAGGUCACUCUGGCCAAUCCUAAAGGAAGCCAAGAGGGAACUAAGUACAUGUUCAGCUCCAGAGGACUGUUUGCCAUUCCCUUUGGCAGGACAACCAAACCAGCACACAUAGCCAAAAUCAAAAUGAAGUUCCGUUUCUUAGGAAAGCUAAUGGCCAAAGCCAUUAUGGACUUCAGACUGCUGGACCUCCCCCUGGGGCUGCCGUUUUAUAAGUGGAUGCUGCGGCAUGAGAUGUCUGUAAGCUCCCAUGACCUGGUGAACAUUGACCCCAGUGUGGCCAAGUCCAUCCAGCACCUGGAGGAUAUUAUUCGCCAGAAGAAGAGGCUGGAGCAGGACCGAUCACAGACAAGGGAGACCCUGCAGCAGGCACUGGAGAGCCUGAACAUGAACGGCUGCUCAGUGGAGGACCUGGGUUUGGACUUCACCCUCCCAGGAUUCCCAAACAUUGAGCUGAAAAAGGGCGGCAAAGACGUCCCAGUAACAAUCUACAACCUGGAGGAGUACCUCAGGUUGGUGGUGUACUGGACUCUAAAUGAAGGAGUGUCCAGACAAUUUGAGUCAUUUAGGGAAGGGUUUGAGUCAGUCUUCCCCUUGCAUCACCUACAGUAUUUCUAUCCAGAGGAGCUUGACCAGUUGCUGUGUGGCAGUAAAUCAGAGACGUGGGACGUCAAGACGCUGAUGGAGUGCUGUCGACCGGACCAUGGCUACACACAUGACAGCCGUGCAGUUCGGUUCCUGUUUGAGGUGUUGAGCAGCUUUGAUGCCGAGCAGCAGAGACUCUUCCUGCAGUUCGUCACAGGAAGCCCCAGACUGCCUGUCGGAGGUUUCCGGAGCCUGAAUCCCCCCCUGACGAUUGUGAGGAAGACGUUCGAGUCGACAGAGAACCCGGACGACUUCCUCCCCUCGGUCAUGACCUGCGUCAACUACCUGAAGCUGCCUGACUAUUCCAGCAUAGAGAUCAUGCGAGAGAAACUGUUGAUUGCAGCUCGCGAGGGCCAGCAGUCUUUCCACCUUUCCUGA
Xiphias gladius (swordfish) is the source of this 6851-nucleotide messenger RNA. It is a transcript of the gene trip12, whose product is annotated as thyroid hormone receptor interactor 12. The record is from RefSeq and is a predicted model, not a curated record. Lineage: Eukaryota; Metazoa; Chordata; Actinopteri; Istiophoriformes; Xiphiidae. Gene Ontology annotation, molecular function: ubiquitin protein ligase activity; zinc ion binding. The coding region runs from base 675 to 6851 and encodes 2058 amino acids. Gene Ontology annotation, cellular component: nuclear speck. The transcript has 42 exons. Gene Ontology annotation, biological process: proteasome-mediated ubiquitin-dependent protein catabolic process; regulation of double-strand break repair; DNA damage response.